Messenger RNA from Lactuca sativa (garden lettuce), 576 nucleotides. The record is from RefSeq and is a predicted model, not a curated record. NCBI's taxonomy places the organism in Eukaryota, Viridiplantae, Streptophyta, Magnoliopsida, Asterales, Asteraceae.
AUGGCACAAUCUAUUAUCGACGACGGAAACUACCAGAACUCAACGAUUACUACACCCAAGCAAAAAAAGGGAAACAACAACAACAACAGGAAAAAGGGCUGGUACAAGAGGAAAAGCGGGUCUUCACAAGAAUCCUCAAAGAAACAACAACUAGUUACAAUCAAUUCUGCUACUUUACCUCCUAUUGUCCCUGCUAAUCCUUUACCAGCUAAUCCUUAUGCUGGUAAUCUCCCUAAGUGUCGGAAGUGCAAUUUUCAACAUAACGGAAAUUACCGAGAGAUGUUGUGUUGUAAUUGCAACAGGAAAGGGCAUACCGCUCGAUUCUGUAAGUCACCAUCCCAACCGAUUAAUCAAGUACCUGCUGGUGGAGUAGGCCAAGCUUGCUAUGGUUGUGGCGAGGUUGGUCAUUUCAAGAGAGACUGCUCGAAGAUAGGAAAUGCUGGCAGAGUGGGAAGAGUUCUGGUUAUAGGCCAUGAAGAAGCAGUAGCUGAUCCUAUGAUAGUUACUGGUACGUUUUCCUCGAUAAUUUAUAUGCAUGCAUACUCUUCGACAGUGGAGCGGAGAAAAGUUUCGUAA